UAUGACCUCGCGCCUUUAAGACGAAACCACGUGAUCUGGUCGGCGCUACGUCAUACCCGGAUGUGAAGCGGCUGUCGUUGAAUGUUUUCAUGGCUGUUGUGUUUCCAGUGGUGAUAUUCACGAACAGGAGCUCCUGCAGAAACCACAGCUGAACCAUGAACCGUCUCAGUCGACAACCCCGUUUCCUCGCGUUUACAGGAAACUAACGGCACCGUGGACUCCCCCGCCAUAAAACCGUGGGUGUUUACGUGGAGACCACUGGUUUGCUGAGGGACAUGUGACCUGGUGACCAUGAUGGCCUUUGGAGCAAGAGCCGUCCUCCUCAACCUGAGGUACACUUUCCAGAAGGCAGGCUCCUUUACCAGAACCAGACUGCUCCAAAAGUCCAGGACGUGUUUUGGUACAAGAGGCCAGAUUUUAACCCAGAUACCCAAGGUUACAUUGCUAUGUUGGGGCGCAGGCAAUGCGUCAUCCUGUGUAGCCAGAUGCCAGGAGGCAGUUCUUCCAUCGCCAACCGCUGACAAAAAGUCUCUAGCCAAAGUCCAAGUGCACAAAGUGGUAUUUUUCCUCCGCCUCAGCCUCCGUGCGUUGGUGCUGCUCCUCAAAUUCGGCCCCCUCCUCCUCCUGUCCCCCUUGGCUCUGGUGUCCACCCGCUGGGCCUCUCUCUGGGUGGACGCUCUGCUGUGGGUGACUGAAACAUCUGGUCCCACUUUCAUCAAGCUGGGGCAGUGGGCCAGCACCAGGCGGGACAUCUUCCCUCAGGAGUUCUGUGAACGCUUCUCCAGGCUUCACGUAAAGGUGCGCCCUCACUCCUGGGCCCACACCAAGCAGUGUCUCCGGAGGGCUUUCGGGGAGGGUUGGAGGAGGGUUUUACAGUUUGAGAGCAAAGAGCCGGUGGGUUCGGGAUGCGUGGCCCAGGUCUACAAAGGCUGGGCGAAGGCGGACCACGUGGAGGACCCGGCCUUCCAGUCGCUGGUGGAGGAGAUGGAGAAGGAAGACUUGCUGGAAGCCUGGGAGAUCCCUGGUCUGAGAGGAGUGGCCAGCUCCCUGUGGCAGCUCUGGAGGGGGAGAAGGGAGGAGGAGGGCUGUCCAAGUGGGUGAAUUGCUCUCUCGAGUCUUUGGUCUUCUGAUCAAACACAAGGUGAAGCUGGAGAGUAACUUCGCCUCCAUCGUGUUUGCCGUCAUGGUGCUGGAGGGUCUGGGCAGGUCACUUGAUCCAAACUUGGACAUCCUGGAUUCGGUCAAACCCCUGCUGCUAAAGAACGGUGCCUCGAUGCUCUGACACGCACACGGCUCACAAUGCAUUACACACAGACAGACACAUGUAAGUGUACAUACACCGAUCAGCCAUAUCAUUAUGAAAAAUGGGCAGCGUGAGGAUUUAAACGACUUUGACAAAGGUCAAAUUGUGAUGGCUAGACGACUGGAUCAGAGCAUCUCCAGAACUGCAGCUCCUGUGGGGUGUUCCCCCAGGUGGUCAUAAUGUUAUGGCUGAUCAGUGUAUAUUACAUCUAUAGACACAGCAUGCGUGUAUACUGUGUCCUCCCAAUGCCAUGAUGAUGGGUUGUCUUCAAGCUUACAGUACAAUAUUCCACAAGGAUCAAAAGAUCUUAUCACUGUUUGAAUCCAUAAAUACCUCAUUGAGUUUUACAUUGGUGGUGUUUCUACUUUCAUCACUGUUAACUUUGAAUUUUAUCAUCUGCUGUCUGGUUGUAGUCAAAAAAUUUAAUGUAAUCACCAAAAAUCCACUUCAAGGCACCUCUUACUGAGCCUAAUUAACUGCGUUUUACAUGAGAAACCACUUAUUUAUUGAGUGCUAAUGGAGUCAGACACACAGAUCAUCAGAGUCCAUUUGUAGCGAUCUAAGAUAGAAAAGAAAAUCCCUAGUUGAAACUUAAAAGCAUAUUUUUAACUUUUAAUGAUUAAUAUUGAUCUCAGGAUGUCUGAUCACUCCAUCUUUUAUUGCAUCAUAGGUAAUGUUAUCUAAUGGGCAUAUUUGCUUUGGUGUGAAUCCCAAUGUACUGUAACAUGUUCUCAUAGACUGCAUUGACAAUGUGAAGCCUUUGGCUAUUGUACUCACAACUGACAAUGAUCUUUUAACUUUCCGUUAUAACAAUGGGAACACUUGUAUGACUUAUGCAUAUCAAUAAAAAAAAGAGUAUCUAUGCUUUUUUCCUUUUUGUUGCCUCUUCUGACCAGUCGGAUGUUUUCGGACCCUUU
This is a messenger RNA of Morone saxatilis (striped sea-bass), 2220 nucleotides long. RefSeq names its product aarF domain containing kinase 2 (gene adck2). The record is from RefSeq and is a predicted model, not a curated record. Gene Ontology annotation, cellular component: mitochondrion. Lineage: Eukaryota; Metazoa; Chordata; Actinopteri; Moronidae.